GCUACCAAAGCAGAUCGUGCCUUGGAACACAGUCGGUGAAGGAGAGAGCUCAACAGGAGAUCAUGGGCAAAGGAGGAGCAAUUCCCAUGGUUGGUGGCCGUGGCGGUAACAGCUACUUCGACAACUCUGCGUUUCCAGAGAGCAGGAUUGUAACUGUAAAAGACAUGGUAAAUCAAGUGAUUCAUGACAAACUCGACAUUCCAAUUCAUAUGGGCACGAUUCGAAUUGCCGACCUAGGCUGCUCGGUUGGACCUAACACAUUCUACAGCAUCCAAGCAGUCAUUGAUGCAGUCUUGAUGAAGCUCAACAGAUUACCAGGUGAUCAUGGAGAGACACCAGAAUUCCAAGUCUUCUUCAAUGAUCAGAUUGGAAACGACUUCAACUUACUGUUCAGCUCCAUCCCUUCAGACCCACGUUAUUUAGUGGCAGGAGUGCCUGGAUCGUUCUAUUCGCGACUCUUUCCUCGAGCAUCAAUCCACUACGUGAAUUCUUCAUUGUCUCUCCAGUGGCUCUCCAAGGCCCCGGAUGGUGUGGCCAACAAGGGAAGGGUGCACAUCUACGGCGGUGGCCAAGAUGUUUUAAAUGCUUAUUCCUCGCAAUUCAGGAGUGAUAUGGAACAGUUUUUAGGUGCGAGAGCUGAGGAGCUUGUGCCUGGAGGACUCAUGGCCCUGCAAUUCUUGUGUCGCCCUCAAUGGGUGGCGCCAGAUGCAGCACGCCAUGACUUGUGGUUUGCUUUUCUCGAGCCCCUCCUGCAGGAAUUUGUCUGCGAGGGUAAAGUGAAAGAAGAAGAGCUGGGCUCGUUCCAGGUGCCAAUUUAUGCACCAACCCUCGCAGAGUUCAAAGAGGCGGUGGAAUUGAACGGCUGCUUCACCAUCCACGUUGCGCAGCUUGUCAAUAAAGGGUGGGGGCUGAAAGGAGGAGGGGACGAAGGCAGUGACAUUGAUCUUCAGCUUCUGGCAAGCGGCAUGGGCGAGGCCGCCAGAGCAGUGUUCGAAAUCAUGGUGAACAAUCACUUUGGUGGACAGAUAGUUGAGGAGCUGUUCCAGAGGCUCCCAAGCAAAAUCUACCACCACUUCACGUCUCUUCCUCAUAUGCCUGCACCUCCACCAACUGCCUUCUUUGUGUUGCAACGAAAGCCUCAUUCUGGCUAGCCUCUUUCUUUCCUUCCCCAGCUGUCUGCUCCUUUCUGUCAUGAGGUACUGUGUCGACUGUUAUUUCUCAAAUUACGUUGACAGUAUGUGAUCCAUGAAAAGUACUGUGACCGUCAAAUGUACAACUACAUAUUAUGUGUACCGUC
Messenger RNA from Nymphaea colorata (pocket water lily), 1297 nucleotides. Its product is annotated as farnesoic acid carboxyl-O-methyltransferase-like. Bases 63 to 1151 code for a protein of 362 amino acids. The transcript is spliced from 3 exons. The record is from RefSeq and is a predicted model, not a curated record. Gene Ontology annotation, biological process: methylation. Gene Ontology annotation, molecular function: S-adenosylmethionine-dependent methyltransferase activity. NCBI's taxonomy places the organism in Eukaryota, Viridiplantae, Streptophyta, Magnoliopsida, Nymphaeales, Nymphaeaceae.